Messenger RNA from Salvelinus fontinalis (brook trout), 1772 nucleotides. RefSeq names its product four and a half LIM domains 3a (gene fhl3a). Bases 642 to 1514 code for a protein of 290 amino acids. Gene Ontology annotation, cellular component: nucleus; Z disc; stress fiber. Gene Ontology annotation, molecular function: transcription coregulator activity; actin binding. NCBI's taxonomy places the organism in Eukaryota, Metazoa, Chordata, Actinopteri, Salmoniformes, Salmonidae. The transcript has 6 exons. The record is from RefSeq and is a predicted model, not a curated record. Gene Ontology annotation, biological process: actin cytoskeleton organization.
ACAGUCUCCUCGACAGCCGGGGACCGUCUCUCUCUCAUCUGUUGAUGUAGCACACUGUCUACUGCUUUGUCUGGCAACUCUGACCGUAGCCAAACAGACGUUUUACAAGCGGAUACUCUCAUUGGGCGUUGGGACAGGGGAAGAGUGCUAGGGACUGUUCCCAGCGCGAAGUGCAACGGCCGGUUGGUUUUGGAGUGAACCGAAGCGCGAGCAAAGUUUGGGCAGGGGAUUAGCGGGCUGUCAGUGAAACCGGACCGAGGACUUGGGUUGGUGUGAGGGAACCCUAACUAACCCAUCUCUGGCGCACAUCCUGAGUCAGAGCCUGAUCAAACGGCAUAUAGUGCUGACUGAGGUGGCAGCAAUGAGUGAACAACUUGCAUAGACGCAUAGAGAUAAAACAAUAGAGGCAGAUUGCUUUAUCUCUAUGCAUAGAGAGAACCCUAGCAAUGAAAUGUGAUUCUAUCUCUACGCAUUAACCUCUCUAUGUUGGGUCUUCAAUCAGCCCACCAAUUCGUCUAUCGGGGGGGUUGUGAUGACUAGACUAGACCGACCUUGACGUUCUCUAGCUAUCUCACCGGAGGUUCUGGCUGAGAAUGAGAGACUUCAACUCCAAACAACGGCCUUGAAAGAGUUAAGAAAGGAUGGAACAAGUCACAAUGAGUGACCGGUUUGACUGCGACAACUGCAAGGAGUCCCUGUACGGACGCAAGUACAUCCAGGCAGACGGGGGAGAGGGGGACAACCCCUACUGCAUCCCCUGUUACGACAGCCUGUUCGCCAACACCUGCGACGAGUGCAAGGAGCUAAUCGGCCAUGACGCCCGGGAGCUGUUCUACGAGGACCGGCACUACCACGAGCACUGUUUCCGUUGCUUCCGCUGUGACCGCUCGCUGGCGGACGAGCCCUUCACCAGCCAGGAGGAGGCGCUGCUGUGCAACGACUGCUACUGCAACGAGUUCUCCUCCAAGUGUGUGGCCUGUGACAAGACUGUCAUGCCAGGCACGAGGAAGUUGGAGUAUGGUGGCUCCACAUGGCACGAGGGCUGUUUCAUCUGCCACAGCUGUGAGCAGCCCAUCGGCUCCAAGUCCUUCAUCCCAGACAAGGAUGAACACUACUGCGUGUCCUGCUAUGAGGAUAAGUUCGCCCCGCGCUGCACCCGCUGCAAAAAGGCCCUGGCUAAAGGGGGCGUGACGUAUCGGGAUGAGCCGUGGCACAAGGAGUGCUUUGUGUGUGCGGGCUGCAAGGUGCAGCUGGCAGGGCAGCACUUCACCUCGCGCGAAGACAACCCCUACUGCCUCAAGUGCUUCGGCAGCCUAUACUCCAAGAAGUGUGAGGCCUGCAGCAAGCCUAUCACAGGUUUCGGCGGAGGGAAGUACAUCUCGUUUGAGGAGCGCCAGUGGCACCAGCCCUGCUUCACCUGCACAGAGUGCUCCGUCUCUCUGGUGGGGGCGGGCUUCUUCCCCAAUGGAGACCAGAUCCUGUGUCGCGACUGCAACACCAACAGCAAUCUAUAGACCACACACACACACACACACACACACACCGUAUCGGCCCUCUCCUCACACACGCCCGCCUAGGUCAACCCCAGGGCCCCCCUUAUCACUGCCAAGGUUGUUAACACAGACCCACAGACUGCCUCUCAGGUCAUACACACACACACACACACACACCUUGCUCACUAGACCACAGCUCAAUCCCUCAUCCUCCCCCAGUGCUUUCUGCCGCUUGCUGUCAAAUACCAGAGCUAAGCAUCAGGCUACUGAAGCACAGAG